This is a messenger RNA of Penicillium cataractarum, 2520 nucleotides long. Its product is annotated as Zinc finger protein. Gene Ontology annotation, cellular component: chromatin. Gene Ontology annotation, molecular function: zinc ion binding; RNA polymerase II cis-regulatory region sequence-specific DNA binding; DNA-binding transcription factor activity, RNA polymerase II-specific. The record is from RefSeq and is a predicted model, not a curated record. NCBI's taxonomy places the organism in Eukaryota, Fungi, Ascomycota, Eurotiomycetes, Eurotiales, Aspergillaceae. Gene Ontology annotation, biological process: regulation of transcription by RNA polymerase II; DNA-templated transcription. Bases 1 to 2520 code for a protein of 839 amino acids. The transcript is spliced from 3 exons.
AUGCCUCGCGCUAAUCCGACCCCAGGCACAGCCACUCGGUUUCGAUGUGCAGUCUGCCCAAAGGAAUUCUCCCGACGCGAGAAUUUGAUAAGACAUGCCCGCAUUCAUAACCCUAAGAAACUUCACUACUGCUCUGUAUGUGGCAAAGAGUUCACAAGAAGUGAUGUUCGUCAACGCCAUGAGGAGAUCCACAAGUCUAGGCAGACCCCUCCGGCAGCCUCGUCACCGCAGUUGGCGGCGAUGCCUGCAGAGGGACUCCCAAUGAUGACACCAGACAUGGGGACUCCGGGAGCGCUGGGCGAGCUUGGAAGCAAUGACAGUGUUGGCUCCGCAUCCCAUAGCAUUCAUAGGGCCGAGAUUCCCUUCGGAACUCCAGAUGAGGACAACACCAUCCAAGAUCAACUGUCUAGCUGGAUGCACAAUUCGGGCAAUCCGGAAAAUAUGUGGUUUGAUGACGACCUUGUCUCAGCGCUCAUGGACCCGAUCAUGAUGCCAGGCAUCAACAACCACUCAACGGAUACGAUGAUCACAUCACCUAGUACUGCAAGGGCCUACGCCUUAAACGGAAGCAUGCCCUCGGAGUGCGAGCCACAGUCCCCUCCGAAUGAAGCAUCUGAGGAGGAUCGAUGGCCAUACAGCUGGGAUCCGGGCUCUCGAGCUAUCACUGCAUGUAAGCCUAUUCAAAUGGACAAAACGCACCCGUUAAGGCAGGCCCAUAACGCCCAAUUCGAUAUAUCCGCCGAGAGAUACAAGGCUUUGAAAUCAUUUCUCCAGCGACCAGCCCGCAAAGGCUUUGACUUUCACUCUCUGCCGUUGCCAGAACUGGGGAUAGCGAACGUGUUCAUUCGACUUUUCUUCACGCACUUCGAAUAUCAGGUCCCAGUGAUUCACCAUCCAUCCUUCAAGUCAUCUGAUGACUUGCCAGAUCCAUUAUUAGCUAUCAUGAUUGCCAUAGGAGCGACAUACAGCCGGGAACGCCAUUCCUGUCGUUUUUCAAUUGUGUUAAUCGACGUAGCCAGACUGAGCACGCAAUUAGCGAUUGAGCUGGACAACAGAAUGAUGCGAGAUCCGAUGGUUCUAUAUGCGUUGGCUUUGAUAUGCUACUCCGGCAUUUGGUGUGGAAAUAAAAGACUCUUUGAGCUUUGCGAGAGCCUACGUGGGACAGUUAUCACGUACUGUCGCCAUAUGCAACAAAUGAGGUUCAAUCCAAGCACCGCAGGACCUGAGACUUCAGGCCACACCCCAGAUGAGCAGUGGCAAAGGUGGAUAUCGAUGGAGACUAAAAAGAGACUGGCAUGGGUCAUAUACGGUCUCGAUUGUAUCUUUCCAUGCUUACUCUAUCUUCCAGCCUCAUUUACCCUGGCAGAGUUUAUGAGCAUUGAAUGUCCAUGCGAUGAAGAAUUCUGGCAAGCCACAAAUGCUCAGCGAUGGAAGAGUUUGCUUGGAUCUGCCUCCAUACCACCCACGAGAACCUUUGGCUCAGCCGUCAGCCCUUUUCUCGGGCCACUCAACCUGGGACGUUCCUCGGAGACCAGCAUCCAUAUGACUCGCCCAUCAACCUCGUAUUCAAAUUCUAUUGGACUAAACUCCUGGACCCGCUACCUUGUACUCAUCACGAUUCAAGUUCAAGUCUUUGAGCUCUCUCAGCAGAUUAUUAUGGUGUCUGAUGCAACCCUCGAUACCGAGAUAUGGCAACCGCAAGAUGGAAAUUUAGCCAGCACACAGUCCUCAAGCAACUCUCACUACGAGCCCUCGACAGGCUCAAGAGUUGAACACCAUUAUGUCCAAUUGGUCACAAGAUGCUCGGGUUCAAGUCCUUCAGGUCCGGUACAAGAGGUUUUAGGGUCGCUCGCCAAACGGAAGGCCCAUCUUGAAAGUAUGCUUAUAGCAUGGGAGCAAGCAUUUGCAGUAUCCCCUGCAGCCGACAGUUCAGUGUAUCCGACGUCGAAAUACUUUCAAACAAUUGCCGCGACCCAUCUUGAGAUCAGCCAUUUGAUGCUUCAUGUUCCAAUCUCGGAUAUCCAAGAUGCGUUAGGAAAGUCCGGACCAGGCAAGGUGAUCCCGGCAAUGGAGAUUAUGCGCCGCUCGCUCGCAGAGCAUCCAGAGAUAGUAGCAUCAAUGUUCCGACAAUGUCUUUCAACACUGAGCGAGCUGCAAUCAAAACUGCUGAAUCGCCACGACAACUCCAUGGGGAGCAUUAUGGAGCCUUCUAGUGUCAUCAGCUGUUUUCUUAGUGGUGUCUAUGCAUGGGCCAUUAUCCGCUCAUCGGACCGGGAGCAAGUGAUGUUUCUGCAAGAGCAGAUUUCAGGUGUGAAGGCUCCCGACACUUUUUCUGCAACUGUGAAAGAAGUCAUAUCAUGGCAGACCAACGAGCAAUUGCCUCCGGAUCACCUUGGCACCAGGGCAAACCUUAUCUUAUAUGGUGUGGCGGACGUACUUGGGAAAAUGGCUCCGUGGAGCGCUUCACUCAAUAUGGCGCUACUGUUGUGUCAUCGUGCAAAGGAGCUUAUGAUUUAUUGA